AUGCGUCUGCUCAAGGCAAACACUCCCACUUCUUCCGUUCCAACCGUCGUGGUCUCCAAACCCCAGGAUGUCGACAAGCAGGUUGUCGUCGAUCAACCGAAACCUGGUGGAAGGUCACCCAUAGUUGAUCCUGCUCCCCGCAUAAACUUUUCCAGGCCAGGCAGACCACCAAUAAUCUCUUCUGAAGAGCAGAAACGCCAGGUUCUUGAACGAAAUUCACAAAGGCUUCGUUCUCCACGUACCGCUCAUAAUACACCACUUUCAUAUUCCCCCAUUACCCCCCAGACAGGCGUCUUCUCUGACAACAAAUUCUUAUCCCCUGCAUUUCCGUCGCCUCAACCUAACACAACUGAGGCGACGCUCCCUAGUUCGUCAGGGUCUUAUCUUCAACCACACUAUGCUGCUUCUUCCCCGACGCUUUCACCCCCUUCCCAUGUACAGCUUCCCUCUCGCCCGCCGUCUGUACGUCCAAGUUCACCAGCAAGCUUGUACUCCACAUCGUACUCUUUUUACCAUCUAACCGAUGGCUCUCCAUCCCCGACUGGCAACUCGCAUUUUCCUUCUCAUUCACCUUCCCCGCCGGGUAACCGUUCACCCUCCACCGAGCCUUCGACUGCACAGGAGUACCUUCAGCUAGGAAUACAACAUCACGAAGCCAACAAACUACAAGACAGCGCAUUCUACUUCGAGAAAAGCGCAAAGGAAAAUGGUGGGUGUGGCGUAGGGAUGCUCAUGUGGGGUUUGACACUGAGGCAUGGGUGGGGAUGCGAGAAGAAUGAGAAGAACGGCUUUAAGUGGUUGACAAAGGCAGCAGAAAGUGCCGUAGAUGAUCUGGGCAAGGUGAGAGAGGGGAUGGAUGUGAAAGCUGUGAGGUCGGAGCUUGUGCUAGCGAUUUAUGAAGUCGGUCAAUGCUUCUUCCAUGGCUGGGGUAUAGCUAAGGACCACAAGAUGGCGGUCAGUUACUAUCGAGUUGCUGCCAACCUCGGUGACGCAGACGCGCAAGAAGAUCUCGGGUUUUGCCUAGCCAAUGGCAAAGGGUGCAAGAAGGAUAAGAAGGAGGCUGCUAAGUGGUAUCGCGCAGCUGUCGAGCAAGGUGCCAGCGACGUUGGGAUGGCAUGGAUAUACAAGGACAAAUACAAGGGCUGA
This is a messenger RNA of Suillus paluster, 1146 nucleotides long. RefSeq lists its product as uncharacterized. Bases 1 to 1146 code for a protein of 381 amino acids. The transcript has 4 exons. Lineage: Eukaryota; Fungi; Basidiomycota; Agaricomycetes; Boletales; Suillaceae. Gene Ontology annotation, molecular function: protein binding. The record is from RefSeq and is a predicted model, not a curated record.